Molecule: messenger RNA, 3073 nt
Organism: Salvelinus fontinalis (brook trout)
Lineage: Eukaryota; Metazoa; Chordata; Actinopteri; Salmoniformes; Salmonidae
Product: calcium-binding and coiled-coil domain-containing protein 2-like
Exons: 21
Coding region: 129-2489 (786 amino acids)
Source: RefSeq, a predicted model, not a curated record
CUUGAAAUGAAUACCUGGAACAGUAUUCUGAGUUGACGUCUGAGUUGCGACCUUUAUAUAUACACAGUCUAUGGUUGCGACACCGCUGAGUUGAACAGGCAGUGGCAGUCCAAACUUCAUAACUCAGAAUGGAGAGCUUCGAAACUGCAGCCAACAUGGAAUUGUCAACCAACUUUUCCCAGGUUGUGUUUCAGGAAAUCCCCAACUCAUAUGUGUCAAAUGUUGCCUUGACUUGCUGCUACACUCUGACAGCAGCAAUCCAACCGAAUCCCAGAGACUGGGUGGGGAUAUUCAAGGUGGGCUGGAGCACCACAAAGGAUUAUCACACAUUUGUGUGGGUAGAACCAUCAUUGGAUCUGAUAGGACUGGAGACAGUCAGAAAACAAGUGCUUUUUACUGCAUACUACUUGCCAAAGGAUGACUCAGCAUUCUAUCAGUUCUGCUAUGUUGAUAGCAAUGGCCAAGUUAGAGGAGCCAGCACCCCCUUCUGCUUUAAAACCCCAGGGGAACAAAGCACAGACUGCAGCCUUGAAAAUGACCUCUUGGUUAUCAUAACUCAGGAAAAGGUAGAGCAACGUGAGAGGGAGAAAGAAGAGCUGGUCAUGGAGUUGGGGCAACUGAAAGAACAAAAUGAGACUCUGAGAAAUGCUCUGAAAGAGCAACAGCAAGAGAUUGAUCACCUCAAGCUGUCAAAUGAGGAACUAUACCAGGCAGAUGGGAACACGGAGAAUACGCAGGAGAAUGCAAGAAAGCAUGAAGAACUGACAGAGAACACUAAACUAAUGGAUGACUCACACAGAGGGCAGGAGGAACAGGUGGGAAAAAGUGAAAGGGAGAAAGAAGAGCUGACCAUGGAGUUGGGGCAACUGAAAGAGCAAAAUGAGACUCUGACAUGUGCCCUAAAGGAGCAGCAGCAAGAGAUUGAUCACCUCAAGGAAUCCAAAGAGGAACUGGUACAGUUAGUGAGCAAACUGGAGCGGCAGCAACAGAAUACUAGAGAGCAUGAAGAACUGGCACAGAAUGCUAAAUCAAUGGAUGAAUCACAGAGAGGACAGGAGUCUCUGACCCCCAUUCAUGAAAAAUAUUUGGGGAGUUUAGUGUCAAAACAUGUGACAGCUUCUCUGACCCCUAUUUGUGAGAAAUAUGAAAGAGCGUUGAUCAAGAUCAAACAGCUAAAGAAAGAACGAGAGGUGUUAAGAGGAAAAGUUGAGGUCCAAAGUGUGGAGAUCGCACAGCUGAGCCCAAGGCUCAAAGAAUCUGAGCGGGAGUCACACAGACUGAAGGCUCACAUUCAGCUUUUACAGGUGGAUCUCCAGAGCAGUAAGAAAGAGAAGAAGGGUUCUGCCCUAAAGGAGCAACAGCAAGAGGAAUCCAAAGAGGAACUGUUACAGGUAGUGAGCAAACUGGAGCGGCAGCAACAGAAUACUAGAGAGCAUGAAGAACUGGCACAGAAUGCUAAAUCAAUGGAUGAAUCACAGAGGGGACAGGAGUCUCUGACAACUAUUUGUGAGAAAUAUGAACGAGCGUUGAUCACGAUCAAACAGCUGAAGAAGGAGCGAGAGGAGUUGAAAGGAAAGAUUGAGGUCCAAAGUGUGGAAAUUGCACAGCUGAGCCCAAGACUCAAAGAAUCUGAGCAGGAGUCCCACAAACUGAAGGAUCAUAUUCAGCUUCUACAGGUGGAUCUCCAGAGCAGUGAGAAGGAGAAGCUUUCUGCAGCGCUGCACAGAGUGUGUGGUGUCACACAUGAUCUACAGGACCUGAAGACUGAGAACAAGGCAUUACGUAGAAGCCUGUCAGAGCAGGAGCAGCAGCCACUGCAGAUGGUGGACAGUGAUUGGAAGGAGCAAUACCAAGCCCUUCUUGGUCAGCUGGAGGAGGCUCAGACACAGUUGCACAAGGAGUUGCAGGCUUCCAACAAUACCCGCAAACGUGCAGAGCAAGCAGAAAGGGAACUGGAGGAGCUCAAGGAGUGCAUGGAGAGCCCGGCCAUGACGUCUGAUCAGACAAAGCAGGAGAGCAGCAAACUAGAGAUGCAACUUUCAGAGUUAAACGAAAUCAUUGAGGAGAAAGAAAACAUGGCAGAGAUCGCUAAAGUAGAGAAAGAGGAGUUGUCCAGAGAGAAUCAGGAUCUCAAAAGAGAUAUUGAAAGACUUCGCAAGGAAUUUGAUGACAUCCAGGCUGCUCCAGUGCCCAUGCAGUAUCCCAACCCUUAUGGCUCUUCAACUGACCCUAACACCAAUAAGGAGCAGCAGCAAGAGGCUGACUCUCUCCACUUUGGGAACCCAUAUGAAACCCCAGGCACGGCUACAAACCUGGAGGAAGAGUUGUCCUUGGAGUGUCGUCACUGCCAUGAGUCCUUCCCUGGCAUCACCCAGGACGAGCUGGAGCUGCACGAACACAGCCACAGAGCGUGCCCCUUCUGCACCCUCAUCUGUGACGGAAUGGAGCAGGCUUUAUAUGAAGACCACGUUUACAGCCAUGAGGUGUAGAGAUGCUACUUCCUCACAACCCGGAGUUGUUUGUGAGUUGACUACUCAUAAUUUAAAAAAAAAAAGAAGCUGAUACUCUAAUUAUUUAGUAAGGGGGGGAGGGCAAAUAAAUAUGGGCUAACAACCAAUCCAGGAUAUUAUAUAAAUAACAUGUAUAAUCCCCUGUUCAUUACGGUAAAUGUCCUCUUACCUGGUCAAAUAAGUUAAGAAUUAAAUGUCUGGUAAAUCCAUAGCUAAUUUAUUUAGCCUGAAAUGUAUCAUACUAUAUCAGAUAUUUCUUUGAUGGCACUUGGAGUAGAAUUUUGCCUCCAUUGCUGGGUGAUAGAAAUGUAUUGCUUUGCUAUUUAAUGGUUUCCUAUGUUUACUCCGUUAUAAUCUCUGCUGAACUGUUUACUUUGCGUAAUUACACUAUACUAACUUUCUGCCCUUAAACCUCCUGAAAAUAUGUAUACAUAACGUGUUGCAUAAUAGAGUCAAACACUUAAUGGUCAAAUGAUGCCAUCUGAAAAUGAAAUGGUUCAAAUGGGAUUCAUGUGGGAAGCAACAAAUAAAGUUGUCUUCACAGUUGUGUUGACAUGGAAGUA